UGUCAGCGUUCGAUCUAAGCUGGGCGAAACGCGAGGGAAAAAAAUAAUUUUCCUUCUGCGUGUUGUGCACGUUUUUUCUAUCUUUAAUCUUUUCGCAAACGUCGAAAGUGGAGGCCAUCUGUGUAGCGCAGCACAAAGGUGACUGGUUGGCUGUCCUUCCCAUCACUCACUCUCUGGCCCUAUCGGAUCCCUCUUCACGUGACCACACCCAGCCCUUCUCAACCGACCCCAUGAUGGAACCUGCCAAAGUCCAGUCCGAAGGCGGGCUGAAUGUCACCCUCACCAUCCGGCUCCUCAUGCAUGGCAAGGAGGUUGGUAGCAUCAUUGGAAAGAAAGGAGAAACAGUCAAGAAAAUGCGUGAGGAGAGUGGCGCUCGCAUCAACAUUUCAGAAGGGAACUGCCCUGAGAGGAUAGUGACCAUCACCGGCCCCACAGAUGCCAUCUUUAAGGCCUUUGCCAUGAUCGCCUACAAGUUUGAAGAGGACAUCAUCAACUCCAUGAGCAACAGCCCCGCCACCAGCAAACCACCUGUCACCCUGCGCCUAGUGGUCCCGGCCAGCCAGUGUGGUUCCCUCAUAGGGAAAGGGGGCUCCAAGAUCAAGGAGAUGAGAGAGUCCACGGGAGCCCAGGUGCAGGUGGCGGGGGACAUGCUGCCCAACUCCACAGAGAGAGCAGUCACCAUCUCGGGCACGCCAGAGGCCAUCAUCCAGUGUGUCAAGCAGAUCUGCGUGGUGAUGCUGGAGUCCCCUCCCAAAGGUGCCACUAUCCCCUACCGGCCCAAGCCGGCUGCUGCCCCGGUCAUCUUCACCGGCGGGCAGGUGAGGGCAGCCGACCCUCUGGCUGCGUCCUCCACAGCCAACCUCAGCCUGCUGCUUCAGCACCAGCCACUGCCUCAGGCUUACACCAUUCAGGGACAGUAUGCCAUUCCGCACCCAGACCAGUUGACCAAGCUUCACCAGUUGGCUAUGCAGCAAACCCCCUUUACCUCCCUCGGGCAGACCACCCCCGCUUUCCCUGGUGUGGAUGCCAGUCCACAGGCCAGUACUCAUGAGCUCACCAUUCCCAAUGAUCUAAUAGGCUGCAUAAUCGGGCGCCAGGGAACCAAAAUCAACGAGAUCCGACAGAUGUCUGGGGCACAGAUCAAAAUUGCUAACGCCAUGGAAGGGUCAUCCGAGCGCCAGAUCACCAUCACUGGAACCCCCGCCAACAUCAGCCUUGCCCAGUAUCUCAUCAAUGCCAGGUUCAGGGAUGUGGCGGCCAUGUGGACUGACCCCUCCUCCAUGACGACUUCCUGAAGCCCCUGACAUUCCUCCCUCUCCCUCGAAGCCCGCGACGGAUGACCCUCCCACGUCGAUACAGCACUAUUGGAAAAACAAACCACUCCCUUCCUCCGCCCCUUUUUCUCUUUUUUGGACCUUCUCAGCCUCCAUAACGACCUGAGCAAUCAACCCCAACUGAAGCUUUAUUCUCAGGAAGUUUAUACGGCUGUGAGUGACAAAAAAAAGCAUUGAUUCAUAAAAAAAGUAUUUGUUUUUUUUGUUUGUUUGUUUGAUUGAUUCUCAUUUGUGACACGCUAGCCAUAACACACCUACAUAGUUUUCUUGUCAGAAUGUUGACAGAACUCCGCAACCCCUGCUAUAACCAUUCCAGACUCUGAUGCUGUAUGUAUGUCUGUGGCUUAUAUUCUCAGUAACACACUCAAAAUAUACAGCAUGAAGUACAUUGAAUGGUUAUAAUAGGUGUUGAGCAUGCACUGGAUGCAUUGUGUAGGCUAUUGUGUGAGCCAAUGUCACAGUUGAUUUGUUUGUUUGUUCUUUUUGUCUGUAUAGGUUUAGCCCAGUGUGUGAGCAUGCUGCAUAUUUAGUCAUUUCGUUUGGAAUUGAGCUUAUUUCUUUUCUUCUUUCUGUCGGCCCGUGAGUGCUUAUUUAUUCAGUCGCUAUGUACAGUGCGCUUGAUGCGGCGGUCAACUGCAUUUCUGGAGACCAAUUAACUGUGCUCUGUAAAUGCAUGUUGUUUAUUGUAUGUUUUGUUUUGUUUGUUUGUCUGUCAUGGAGGAGGUACAGUUAGAGGGCUGUAGUCUUUGUCAUGCCCCCCUUCUAUAGUCUCAUGAACAAUGUAAGACUACAAUUCCCAUAAGAGUCACAAAAUCCCUCUUCUUCCCCCUGACUGAAACCGUAUCCCUCCUUGACUUUGAAAAAUGCAAUAACUUGCUUCUUGCUGUAUAUUUAAUUUGCACAUUCAUACAGAGACGCUGGCUGACUUUGGUCAUACUCAGUUGAUGGUGACAGUGUUCGACACUCUUCCUAAUGCAAAACAAGUGGGCCUGGGGGGCCACAGAUACCCUCAGCUCUAGUCACAUCCAUGUACUCUUUGUUCGUAUAUGUUCACUUUACACAGUUAUGAAUGCUAUAGCAGGAGCCAUGGUCAGUGAGUUUGACGUGCUAUCUCAAGUUUGAGAUUAAAUUUUGUGGGAGGGAGUUGACUAAAUUGUCACUUUUGUUUAAAGCCUUGUGUCAACAGCAUUGUAUGUUUUUUUUAAAAAAAUAUGCCACAUUCCUUGUGAAAGGCUUUUUUAUUAUUAUGAAAUAUGUUUUGACUGAUAGGCGGUAGCCUGCAGAAUGUUAUUUUAUUUUAUGCCAUUCUCAUGUUUAUUCAUGGUUUAUUUAAAAAAGAAUGGGUUAGGGAAAGGAUGUUGAACAUGUCAACUUGACAUAUUUUCUCUCUUGACAUUUGAAGCUCAUGUUCAGCUGUGUGACAUGUCUCCUGGACAACAUGGGUGGAGCUGAAGUUGUAAAAAAAUGUGUUCGGAUGAUCCUCUCUGUUGUCAAUUUAAAUAACUGAGAAUGAAGGGUUGUUUUUUGUCCAAAAUAAGCAUGGAACUAGCCUUUGAAUGUAAUUUUCAAGAACGAUCAAAAGGCAAUCUUCAUUAUUUAGUGUUUGUAAUAGUGAUGCCAUAUUACUGUGGACAAUUGAUAUUUCAGGACAAACCGAAAAGUACAGAAUGAAUCAACACAGUUAGACAAUUGGUGUGUUAAGAUGGUGUUUUACAAAUGGCUACAAAUUGGUUGCUGUACUUAAAAUUGUGUUGUAUGUCUUAUUCUUUAGCUAUGUUAACUGGAACUUGUAUUCUAUGGAAUGUCGUUUAUAUCAAAGCUAUAGACUAGAUUUUAUUGUUUUACAUGACAUUGCAUUGACAAAUUCAUUAUUGCGGUUGUUACUUUUAUUGAUAUUAUUAUGACUAUGAUUAUAACUGUAACAUGCAUUAAUAUUUCUUAGGACAUCCAAACAAGUACAUGAAGUGCAUGAUCAGAUUUGUUUCUGCAUUGUAGUUUAUUAUAACUGGCCAUCUCAUAUGAUGCAGCUUGUAGAGUGACAUACAUGUUUUCAGUCUAUGUGUUACCAGGCAGAGGGGUAGACAGAUAUGUGCUUGAUCUGUCUCUUCUGUCUGUUAAUCCAUAGUACACAACAAUUGUUGCGGAUACUGUACAUCCAGUAUUUCAUAGUUAUUAUAGCUCUGGACACAUUUUUACGUGUCCUGUCAUCUUUGAUUCUAACUAUUUACUGCAGUUCGCAAAAAAAGAAAAAGAAAAUCACAAAAAAGACUGACAUGAACUGUUGGUGUAAUCCAGAUGCAUUUACUAGUAUAUAUGUUAUUUUUGUGUUUCUCAUGUGCUAGCGGAUAUUUAAAAAUUUGUGCUUCUGUAAAACAUUUGCUGUUUGAAAAAAAAAAAAAGUGUAACGGAGGUUUUGGUUUUUAGUCGGGUGAUUUUUUGCUGCUUGCAGAUCUACUUUAGAUGAACAUUAUUUAACUUCUUAGGUUUCUUUUGAAAUGAUUUGUGAAGAGGAUCAAUAAAUUCUUCUUUUCUGUCA
This is a messenger RNA of Alosa alosa (allis shad), 3870 nucleotides long. RefSeq names its product poly(rC)-binding protein 3-like. Gene Ontology annotation, cellular component: nucleus; cytoplasm. The transcript is spliced from 13 exons. NCBI's taxonomy places the organism in Eukaryota, Metazoa, Chordata, Actinopteri, Clupeiformes, Clupeidae. The coding region runs from base 231 to 1295 and encodes 354 amino acids. Gene Ontology annotation, biological process: regulation of RNA metabolic process; regulation of gene expression. Gene Ontology annotation, molecular function: mRNA binding. The record is from RefSeq and is a predicted model, not a curated record.